This is a messenger RNA of Lucilia sericata (common green bottle fly), 595 nucleotides long. Its product is annotated as A-kinase anchor protein 14-like. The transcript is spliced from 2 exons. NCBI's taxonomy places the organism in Eukaryota, Metazoa, Arthropoda, Insecta, Diptera, Calliphoridae. The record is from RefSeq and is a predicted model, not a curated record. Bases 1 to 492 code for a protein of 163 amino acids.
AUGUUCUGUAUUGGCAUAUCUUUUGUUGCUUUGGUCUUUGCUGCUCUCUUCGCCAUUGCUGCUGCCCAUCCUGGCUACUCACCUGUAGUCUUGUCCGGACACUCUCACUAUGUACAACCUACCCACUAUUCGGCUCCAGUGGUUAAAACUCUUGUAGCUCCUGUAGUUCACAGUGCUCCAGUUGUUCAUACCCCAGUUGUCAAGAGUGUAGUCCACUCUACACACUUGGUACACUCUGCUCCUUUGGUGCACUCUGCUCCUUUGGUGCACUCUGCUCCUGUGGUUCACUCUGCUCCUUUGGUGCACUCUGCUCCUUUGGUGCACUCUGCUCCUUUAGUGCACUCUGCUCCUUUGGUGCACUCUGCUCCUGUGGUUCACUCUGCUCCUUUGGUGCACUCUUCUCCCUUGGUCCAUUCUCAUUCCUUGUACCACUCCUAUGGCGCUGUUCCAGUCAAGACCUACGCUUCUGCUUAUGCUCCAUUCAAAAACUAAAUUAGUUUUUUCAGAUUAAUUUUGUAGUUUUGAAAAAUGAACUGAUUGUUAUUUUUAGAAAUAAGUUAGUAAAUAAAUGCGUUAAUUUUUUAUUAAAAAUUUA